GGGCCGUUACCUUAUUGAUGAAAUCAAGUUUUUAUAUUCCUAUGAAAGUAUGGACACGAGCAAGAAUACUCCACACACGAUGAACUGAUGGGAGAACACCUGCAUUUUAUCGCUUCGUUGUAGAGAUAUAGGAACCUGACCAAAUUUUUGUGAAUCUUCAAAUAUCGCCCUAGAGGAGAUCCUAUCAGCAAGUCUUCAAACGUUUAGAUAAUUCCACAAUGGUAAAGGAUAAGUCAAAGGUCAUUCGCACGUACGACAGUGAGGGCUUCAAGCUUAGGGCAUCCUGUAUAUGUGUACGGUCUGAGGAGGCUCUCGAAGUCCUUCUGAUAUCCUCAACUGGCAAACCGGGAAUGUGGAAAUUGCCCGGAGGUGGACUGGAGCCUGGAGAAGAGUCCCGUGCAGCUGCAUCCAGGGAGGUCCUGGAGGAGGCUGGUGUUGUCGGCAUUCUGGGAAGGAGCCUGGGAGUGUUCGAGAAUCCGGAGCAGAAGGAGAGGACAGAAGUUUAUGUUAUGAUCGUGACCCAGGAACUGGAUGAAUGGGAAGAGUCUAUUGAUAGGAAUAGGAAGAGGCAAUGGUUUCGUAUAGAAGAAGCCAUCGAAAAGGUAGCUCUCUAUAAACCGUUACAGCGUAAUUAUCUUCAAGAAUUAUGCCCAUCGAAGAUUAUGCAAACACUCGCUUGAUCUCUGUUCAUCUAUUUAUUUAUCCAUUGUUCUCAUUAAACAUUCCAUUGUAAUUAUCCAUCCAUUAUAUAAAGCUUUGU
This is a messenger RNA of Coccinella septempunctata (seven-spotted ladybird), 760 nucleotides long. RefSeq names its product diphosphoinositol polyphosphate phosphohydrolase 1-like. Gene Ontology annotation, molecular function: diphosphoinositol-polyphosphate diphosphatase activity; bis(5'-adenosyl)-pentaphosphatase activity; endopolyphosphatase activity. The transcript is spliced from 3 exons. Gene Ontology annotation, cellular component: cytoplasm; nucleus. Bases 219 to 680 code for a protein of 153 amino acids. Lineage: Eukaryota; Metazoa; Arthropoda; Insecta; Coleoptera; Coccinellidae. The record is from RefSeq and is a predicted model, not a curated record. Gene Ontology annotation, biological process: diphosphoinositol polyphosphate metabolic process; diadenosine pentaphosphate catabolic process; adenosine 5'-(hexahydrogen pentaphosphate) catabolic process.